This is a messenger RNA of Adineta steineri, 1800 nucleotides long. The record is from the annotation of a GenBank genome assembly. Lineage: Eukaryota; Metazoa; Rotifera; Eurotatoria; Adinetida; Adinetidae.
AUGUAUGCACUAAACAACAACUAUUGUCUUCAAUUGGUGCGCGAUGCAAAUCAAUAUUUAAAUAUUGAACUUCAUCACAAUGGAACAUUGUCACGAAUCGUGUCUUUGAGUAACGAACAAUGUUCGACGUUGACUCAUCGUCUAUGUGAGACAACCGAUGAAUUUGAUGCAUUGAUGGUUGAUUUACUUGAGACAUCAAUAUCAAAUAUUCAUGUAACAGUCGAUGAAAAUCUUGAAAUAUCGUUUCCAGUACGUUUUGGUAGUCGAAAUUACGAAAAAUUUUGGUCAUUUACAGUUGAACUAAGACAUUUAUCAAUGUUUGAAACGAAUACAAUAGAUGAAAUCUCACUUGAUCCAUCCAAUUGGAAUGAUUUACGAUUGUUAGGACAUCAAAUUAUGGACAACAUGAUCGACUAUACUCGCGAUAUUCGCCUAAGACCACCUUGGCGUCCAAUCCCUCUCGCAAUCAAACAAACUAUUCUUAAUAGUGAUUUUCCACUACAAGGUCAAUCACCAUGGGAAGUUUAUGAUGAAAUUUGCUCGACUUUUCUUCCUUAUAAUGUCGGUAAUAUUCAUCCUUCUUUCUGGGGUCAUGUUUACGGCGCUGGUUCAACGAUUGGAGCUCUAGCUGAAUUUAUUACUGGAACAGUCAAUACAAUGUCAUGGGGUGGUCAACAAUCAAGUAUCUAUUUGGAACGUAAAGUUUUGUCUUGGCUCAAACAAUUAAUAGGUUUUCCGAAUGAUGAGACAAGUUCAGGAAUUCUUGUAAGUGGCACAUCCGUAGCUACAAUCAUCGCUUUGGCGGUAGCAAGAAAAAAAUUCCAUGAACGGACUAUGAUGAUCUACUGUUCGAAAGAUACACACAGUUGUAUUACCCGUGCUGCCAAUCUGCUCAAUAUCAAUAAAGAAAAUAUCGUUUAUGUUUCAACAAAUGAACAACGACAGAUCGAUUUACAGGCAUUAGAAGCUUGCAUCGAUCCAAAUGCAUGUGGCUUUAUUGUUGGUUCGGCGGGUACGGUUGGUACUGGAGCCAUUGAUGAUCUACAAGGUUUAGCCGAUCUGUGUGCUCGUCGUCCGAAUGAUCUUUGGUUUCAUGUAGAUGGUGCUAUUGGUGCAGUUGCAUGUUGUUCUAAACGUCUUCGCCCAUUGUUUACUGGCUUGGAACGAGCCGAUUCAAUUGCAUUCGAUCUACACAAAUGGCUGUCUGUUCCAUACGAAUGUGGUUGUAUUCUUGUGCGUGAUGGGCAAUUACAUCAAUCGACAUUUGCUCAACCGGCAGUAUCCUAUUUGACAUUAAUGGACGGUGGCUUAACACCGAGUAAAGGCGAAUAUUUUUUUAGUGAUUACGGUCUGGAACUUUCACGAAAUACAAAAGCGAUAAAAGUCUGGAUGACAUUGAAAACAUAUGGAUUCGAACGAUUCGGUCGUAUUAUGGAACAAAAUGUUGAUCAAGCAUUGUAUUUUGCUCGUUUAAUUGAACAACAUUCGGAUCAAUUCGAAUUAUUGACCAAGGUAACAUUAAAUAUCGUUUGUUUUCGUUAUAUUGGAUGUCAAUCGAAUACUAUCGAUCAACAUGAUAUGUUGAACAAAUUUAACAAACAUUUAUUGAUAACGUUACAAGAACGAGGCAUUGGCGUUGUUUCACCACUUGUCAUUGGCACGAAUACAUUUGCUUUAAGAAUGUGCAUUUCGAAUCAUCGAACGAGACUCUCCGAUAUGAGCAAAUUCAUCGAACAAAUGAUUCAACUCGCUGCUGAACUAAUCGAUUCGAACGAAUUUAACAUUCUAAAGAAGAUUUAA